This is a messenger RNA of Fragaria vesca subsp. vesca, 1117 nucleotides long. Its product is annotated as 50S ribosomal protein L15, chloroplastic-like. Gene Ontology annotation, biological process: translation. The record is from RefSeq and is a predicted model, not a curated record. Gene Ontology annotation, cellular component: ribosome; cytosolic large ribosomal subunit. NCBI's taxonomy places the organism in Eukaryota, Viridiplantae, Streptophyta, Magnoliopsida, Rosales, Rosaceae. The coding region runs from base 64 to 846 and encodes 260 amino acids. The transcript has 4 exons. Gene Ontology annotation, molecular function: structural constituent of ribosome.
AUCCUAUCUGUUUGUGUAACUCUCUGUGAGCAAAGCUAAGAAGCUACACUCUUCCUGUUAUCCAUGGCAGCGUCCCCGCUCUUUCUUUCUUCAAGCAGCCCAGCCCUGCGUUUCCCUUCUUCGCCAUUCAAGGGAAAUGUGAGCAGCUUGAGGCCAAGCUCAUGCUCAAUCCCCUCGCUCAAAACGACGACGAAGAGACAGCUGGUGGUUGUGAACAAGGCGGCCGCGGCCGCAGCCGGGGCUCCGGUUGGGAGCGUCCGGUUCAGGCUGGACAACUUGGGCCCGCAACCCGGGUCCAGAAAGAAGGGGAAGAGAAAGGGAAGAGGUAUUGCUGCUGGCCAAGGCAACAGCUGCGGGUUCGGUAUGCGUGGCCAGAAGUCCCGGUCCGGACCGGGCGUCCGGCCCGGAUUUGAAGGGGGACAGAUGCCGCUCUAUCGUCGGAUUCCCAAGCUUAAGGGAAUUGCUGGGGGUAUGCGGAAGGGGUUGCCGAAAUAUGUGCCUGUGAACUUGAAAGACAUAGAAGAUGCAGGGUUUCAAGACGGAGAAGAGGUUUCGUUGGAAAGUUUGAAGGACAAGGGGUUGAUCAACCCGUCGGGGAGAGAGAGGAAGCUCCCUUUGAAGAUUCUUGGUGAUGGGGAACUCAAAGUAAAGCUGAGUUUUAAGGCUCGGGCUUUUUCUGCAGCGGCAAAGGAGAAGCUUGAGGCUGCUGGCUGUAGUCUCACCGUUUUGCCUGGCAGGAAGAAGUGGGUAAAGCCAUCAGUUGCUAAGAACAUUGCCCGUGCUGACGAAUACUUUGCCAAGAAGAGAGCAGCCGCAGCUGCUGCUGCUGAAUCACCAUCUGCCUAAUCCAGUUGGCCAAACUUGUAGGCGGAGUAGUACAUGGUAACACAUUUAAGGCUGUUCAUUUUUUUCUUCUCUGCUAUAAUAUUUGUUUACCAGUUCAGUAUUAUAGACUAACUUCUGGCUGUGUCAUAUAUAAAUAUCGAAAGUAAUCCUGUCAAUUCUUCAAAUUUUAACUUCCCACUCCCCAGCCUUUGAAUUUGGCUCAUGGAAUAUUGUCAAUCCUAGGUCAAUUCUUUUGCUACUGAUUUUAGUUUCUUGUCCUAAAGCCUCUCAC